This is a messenger RNA of Anoplophora glabripennis (Asian longhorned beetle), 1491 nucleotides long. RefSeq lists its product as uncharacterized. Lineage: Eukaryota; Metazoa; Arthropoda; Insecta; Coleoptera; Cerambycidae. Gene Ontology annotation, biological process: DNA replication. The coding region runs from base 1 to 1491 and encodes 496 amino acids. The transcript has a single exon. The record is from RefSeq and is a predicted model, not a curated record. Gene Ontology annotation, molecular function: nucleotide binding; DNA binding; DNA-directed DNA polymerase activity.
AUGACCGAAUUUCCAAAUUUAAAAUCAGAGUUUUCCGAACUAGCCGACGAUGAGUUUAAUUUAUUAACUAAAAAAGGCGUGUAUCCAUAUGACUUCAUGGACAGCUUUGAAAAAUUUAAUUUCCAGUCUUUGCCGGAACAGCCGCACUUUUAUAGCCGUUUAGAGGAGAAGAACAUUUCAAGUAAACAGUUCGCGCACGCGCAGAAAGUUUGGAAUACAUUCAAAAUUCAAAAUUUAGGUGAGUACACGGACUUGUACAUGAAAACAGACAUUUUACUUUUGGCUGACGUGUUUGAGCAGUUUCGAAGCAGUUGUCACAAGACAUACGGCCUCGAUCCCGCUAAUUACUACACUUUACCUGGCUAUACCUGGGACUGUAUGCUGUUUAAGACAAGCCAGACUUUGGAAUUGUUGACCGAUAUCGAUAUGUUAAUGUUUGUCGAACGAGGUAUUCGCGGCGGAUUGAGUCAAUGCUCUAAACGUAAAAGCGCGGCUAAUAAUAAGUAUCUUCCAAAUUUCGACCCCAGUAAACCGAUAAAAUAUUUAGCAUAUUUCGACAUCAACAAUCAAUACGGUUGGGCCAUGAGUCAGUACUUGCCAUAUGGAGGGUUCGAGUGGGUAGAUUCCAACAUCGACGUCACCAACGUAUCAGACACAUCGUCUGUAGGCUAUUUGCUUGAAGUAGACCUUGAAUAUCCGGCUCAUUUACAUGACACACAUAAAGAUUUGCCACUAUGCCCCGAACAUAGCGCUCCUCCCGGAUGCAAAAAUUUUAAACUUUUGGCAACUCUUCAUAACAAGACGCGGUACGUUAUCCAUUAUAGAGCUUUAAAACAAGCAUUAAAGCAUGGGCUUAAGCUUACAAAAAUUCACCGCGUACUAAAAUUUAAUCAGUCUCCAUGGCUUAAGUCUUACAUUGAUCUGAAUACAGCAUUACGUCAGACAGCUAAAAACGACUUUGAAAAAAAUCUAUUUAAGCUUAUGAAUAAUGCUGUGUUCGGAAAAACGAUGGAAAAUAUAAGAAAACACUCAAUCGUUAAAUUGGUUAAUAAAUGGGGUGGGCGCUAUGGUGCGGAGGCCUUAAUCGCGAAGCCAGAGUUCAAGGCUGCCACAAUUUUCAAUGAAAAUUUGGUGGCUAUAGAACUCAACAAGUCAGAGGUCUUCUUCAACAAACCUAUAUACAUUGGGAUGUCGAUUUUGGACCUAGCCAAAAUCACCAUAUAUGAUUUCCAUUAUGAUUAUAUGGUGCCCGAGUUUGGUGAUGACUGCUCAGUCCUUUAUACUGACACCGACUCGCUGAUAUAUGAAAUCGGUGAUAAAGAUGUCCAUAGACUUCAUAAAGUCAUGCGUCGCGACUGUCACACCCGGUUCGAUACAAGUGAUUACCCUACAGACAAUAGGUAUAACAUCCCUCAAGUCAACAAAAAAAGUCCUGGGUAUGAUGAAGGACGAGUUUCACGGCAUCCCUAUGGAACUUUUCGUAGGUCUUAG